CACAGAGAUAAGAGAGUCUCUCCCGAGAAGACGCAGAAGAAGCCACGCGAGGACCCCCCCCCUUUUUUUUUUCCACCGCUUUUUCUCUGCUGUCCCCAUCUGUCCCCUCUCCUCCUCGCUCCAUCCCGCGACCAGCCACCGUCGCCUUUCGCCCCCCUCGUCUUUUGUCCCCUGCACCCGUCUGUGUCUCACCCCUCACCCCCCCCCCCCGGAGAGAGGGAAGGAAGAAGCAGCAGUCCGAGGCAUCAUCCUCCCCUUCGCUGCACGCCCAGCCGGUGGUGGCUGCUGCUGAUGCUGUAACCACUGUGAGGAGCCGACAAGCCCUGGUUGAUGCAGUGAAGUGUUCCAGCGGGACAAACACAAGCGAAGGUCGCCAGCCAUGGGGAACCUCAUUAAGGUCCUUGGCAAGGAUUUAGAGAACUGUCCACAUUUUUUCCUGGACUUUGAAAAUGCUCAACCCACGGAGGCCGAGACCGCCGUGUGGAACCAGGUCAGCGCCGUGCUGGAGGAGGCUCACGGGAUCCUGGCCGAGCUGCAGUCGUACAACGGCGCGGGACAGGAGAUACGAGAAGCCAUCCAGAACCCCGGCGACCUCGCUCUGCAGGAGAAGGCCUGGAACGCAGUCUGCCCCCUGGUGGCCAAGCUGAAGCGCUUCUACGAGUUUUCCCUCCGACUGGAGAACGCCCUGCGCAGCCUGCUGGAGGCGCUCACCAGCCCGCCGUACGCUCCCAUGCAGCACCUGGAGAGAGAGCAGGCCCUGGCCAAACAGUUCGCCGAGAUCCUUCACUUCACCCUCAGCUUCGAUGAGCUCAAGAUGACCAAUCCAGCCAUUCAGAACGACUUCAGCUACUACAGGAGGACUAUAAGCAGGAACAGGCUGAACAACCAGCAGCUGGAAGCGGAGAACGAGGUCAACAACGAGAUGGCCAAUCGGAUGUCUCUGUUCUACGCCGAAGCGACACCGAUGCUGAAGACUCUGAGUAACGCCACCACCAAGUUUGUUUCAGAGAACAAGACCUUGCCCAUCGAGGACACCACGGACUGUCUGAGCACCAUGGCCUGCGUGUGCCGCGUCAUGCUGGAGACUCCGGAGUACCGCUGUCGCUUCACCAACACGGACACCAUGCUGUUCUGCAUGAGGGUGAUGGUGGGAGUCAUCAUCCUCUACGACCACGUUCACCCCGUAGGGGCCUUCGCCAAGACCUCCAAAAUAGAUAUGAAGGGCUGCAUCAAGGUGCUGAAGGAGCAGCCGUCCAACAGUGUGGAGGGACUCCUGAACGCACUGAGGUACACGACACGGCAUCUAAAUGACGACAGCACCUCCAAACAGAUCAGGGCCCUGCUGCAAUGAGGAGGGCCCUGAGGAGGGGGAGGGGGGGGGGGGAGAAGGAGUGCACUUGAAGGAGGCGGAAAAAGGAGGCGAGGAGGAGGAGGAGUGGCCAAUAAACCCGUUUGUUUACAACGAACAAAGGAAAUCAUCUCUGGGCUUAAACCUGAUGAGAAUAAGAGGGAAAACUAUUAUAUAUAUUGUCAGCUGUCCAUCAUUCUGUCUCUCAUUUUGUAAAGUAAGAAAAGAGAAGAAAAAAAGCCAGAAAAUGAAAUAUAGAUAUAUAUUAAAAAUAAGUGAAACACAUGCAGCAGGUGAAAAAGAAGUAGAAUUAAAGAUUAAGCUAUAUUGCAAAAAACCUAAGGUCAGAACCGCGGCAAGCUGAAAAUGUAAAAAAGAAAAAGGGUUCAUGCUCCAGCUGUAGUCUGACAAGUAUUUUUGCACACAAACAACUUCAUCUCCGCCCCCCCGCCCGCAGGGGUCCAAAUCCCUGAGGCCCCCCCACCCGCUCAGGAGGCUUUAGGCUGUGGAGGUUGUCUCCGUCAGCUGCACUGAUCUCCACCUUCAGGUGAUCCAUGAAGCAAUGUGAUGGAGGCCCUCCGGAGAUUUGCUUCCACCUGUUUUGUCCACUUUCUGCAUCGGUGCAGCUGAAGGAAAGGAGGCGAGGAGACGAGAAGUCUUUUUGGGACCACCUCCGUUAUUCUCCCUGAUUUCCCACCACCCUCACCCCUAUCCUCGCCCAUCCAUCCUUGGGACAUGUGGCUUUUCCAAGUAAACAAAAAGCUCGAUCCAACGUUGUGUCCCCUGAAGCUCAAUGUGUUCCAGCACAAAACAUCAUGUGAUUGUUCCGGCUUUACUUGAACAACGCCGCUCUCUCUCUCUCCAUCUCCAUGGUGCCGAUGUGGUCCAGAUAUCGCAGCUCUAUCUUGUAAGAUAUCAGUCACUUCCUCCCUUUUUGGCUUUGCACGAAUACGUUGAGGCUCACGUUCAGAGAACAUCUGCCUCAAGCUUCUCACAUUAGUGCUCAAAAAGGGACGAAUCGGACGUGAGCAACAUCAAAAGCCUUCGAGGAAACCACAGCACACUUGCUUCUUCACCCAGUGCCAAAGCUGUUUUUGCUUUUCUUCCACCAUGAAGCCAAGUUUGAGGAUUGGGAGGGGCGGAGGGGCGGAGACGGGGUCUUGCGGUCCCGUGAAACAUCAGCCGAUCAUUAUUUCAAGGACAUAAUAUGUGAUACGAUACUCACAAAUAAGGCCGUCAGAUUCACAUUUCCAAAAGGCAGAUCUCUGAGCGCUCCGGUGUAAAUAUGUGAGGCUUUUCUCAACGGGCAUCCGUGCGGUCGCCUUGGGUCCUCAAGGGAUGAACAGAACAAAUAUGUGGGAAUCUGCAUCGAUAAGAGUUAUUUCUUUUAGUAUGAGGUUGUCAAAGAACGAAAUAAUUGAAGCGGGAAAUAAAAAUAAAAAAAAAAUAAAAAUCAAAGGAGAAAGAAGUGCUGUACUUUGGAUGUCUAUAGGCCCUUAGUCUAAUUUAAUUUGAUCUUAUAAUAUAUUUUCUAUACAGGGGUAUGCGAACAAGCAUAGUCUGUAUACAUAUAUAGAUGGCAUGUUGUAAAAGUUCUGACAGAAAUGUGUAAAUAAGGUGUUUUUAUUCAUUUUUAAUUGUUCAGUGACGCUGAAAUUGGGUAUGUGUUGUCUCUCAGAAGUACCAUGCGUUUGGCUUGGGCCAUCGGACUUGCCGUAGUCAUAGGUUUCAGAAAAUCAGCUUCAUUACUGCAGGUGAACCGGAGGGUGGGGGGGGUAGGAGCCGUCCAUUUGCUUGUUAUUUUGUACAUUUUGUGCAACAAUAAACUUGUCAUUUAUUACGUUCAA
This is a messenger RNA of Gasterosteus aculeatus aculeatus (three-spined stickleback), 3195 nucleotides long. RefSeq names its product family with sequence similarity 49 member A, like (gene fam49al). Gene Ontology annotation, molecular function: small GTPase binding. NCBI's taxonomy places the organism in Eukaryota, Metazoa, Chordata, Actinopteri, Perciformes, Gasterosteidae. Gene Ontology annotation, biological process: regulation of actin filament polymerization. The record is from RefSeq and is a predicted model, not a curated record.